UCAUGUCAUGAAGUAUAUGUGAGAAAACGUUGUCAAUUUAGGAAAAAAUACUAUUAUUAAAUAAAGAAGGCGUAAAUAUAUAAAUGGCAAAAAUAAGCAACUUCGAAGAAUUUAUUGGUCUCAGCGAUUUCGACGUUGAAAUUUGGCGCAUGUUACUUGCUGAGUUCCUCGGAACAUUCUUCUACGUGUUCGUUGGGGUCGUUAGCACAGUCUCAUUAUCGCAGAAUCUGAUGACCUCCGUGGUGCCAGUUGCCUUCGCAUUUGGACUGGCAAUGUCAAGUAUAUCGCAUGUGGUGAACAGGGCCAGUGGUGCGCACCUGAAUCCCGCUGUUAGCAUAGGUCGGCUGGUCGUUGGACAGAUGAAAUUUCUCAAAUGUUUAUGCUACAUACUAGUGCAAUGCAUCGGUUCGUGCUUAGCGGCAUUUUUGGUGGAAAGUAUUUGCCCGGGACCUUCGCUAGAACGGACGGACGGUGUAACCAGACCACUAUAUAUGGGGGUUUGGGAAGCGUUGCUUCUUGAAAUGUUCAUUACAUUUAUUAUGGUUAUGGUGUACAAAUCAAUGGCUGAUCCUACGCGUGAUGAUUUACAUUUAUCUGGACCAUUAGUUGUGGGACUUUCAAUCACAGCGGGACAUCUUGUGGGCUACUUGUGUUCGUCGGCAAGCAUGAAUCCAGCACGUUCUUUCGGGCCGGCACUUGUAAAUCUCAACUUCAACGAUCACUGGAUUUAUUGGGUCGGACCGAUUUUGGGUGGUGUCAUAGCUUCAGUUUGUUAUCACUUUGGUGUGCAGGAUCGUGCAGCACUUAAGCGGAGACGCUCUAGAAGAAAUAGUGCCAGACGAAAGAGUUCUCUAAAUACUUAAAAAUAUACUUUAAAAUUCAUUAAAUCUAUGUUGGUUUGCAAUGCAGUUGUAUAUUUUUAGUGAGAUAGAUAAGUUUUACUAUCAAUAUUAUAUAGCGAAGGACUUUUUGAAGAUGUGUUUACAUCAUGUUACAUUGUUUUCAAUGAGUUAUCAAAAAGAGGGUUCCUAGAGUAACAAUGCUCGUAGAGUAGACGCUUAAAAUCGAGCCGAGGACUUUGAAAGUCCACUCUGCUGGCACCCUUAAAUAACCAAUAUGGUCUUGUCGAAAUUGAAUGUACGGG
Bactrocera dorsalis (oriental fruit fly) is the source of this 1144-nucleotide messenger RNA. RefSeq names its product aquaporin. NCBI's taxonomy places the organism in Eukaryota, Metazoa, Arthropoda, Insecta, Diptera, Tephritidae. The coding region runs from base 84 to 863 and encodes 259 amino acids. The record is from RefSeq and is a predicted model, not a curated record. The transcript has a single exon. Gene Ontology annotation, biological process: transmembrane transport. Gene Ontology annotation, cellular component: plasma membrane. Gene Ontology annotation, molecular function: water channel activity.